Molecule: messenger RNA, 2499 nt
Organism: Penicillium roqueforti
Lineage: Eukaryota; Fungi; Ascomycota; Eurotiomycetes; Eurotiales; Aspergillaceae
Product: putative DUF221 domain protein
Exons: 4
Coding region: 1-2499 (832 amino acids)
Cellular component (GO): plasma membrane
Molecular function (GO): calcium-activated cation channel activity
Source: RefSeq, a predicted model, not a curated record
AUGUCUCUUACGGCAUCAGCAGCCUGCGCUGCGUUGACAUUGCUUGCCGACAAGCCUGAUGACGGAAGCAAAAGGCCAUGGCGUCCCAACGACCCUGUGAAAGAACAGCGCGAUCUAUACACGCAGUUUGUAAUUAGCUCUGCGCUUGGUCUCAUCGCCUUUUUGACGUUCUGUAUUUUGCGACCAAAAUGGACCGAGUUGUAUGCUGCCCGACGACGACAAAGAAAUGCUGCUUCGCAGUUACCUGAGCUUCCAGAUACCCUUUUUGGUUGGAUUCCCGUUCUUCAUCGGAUUACAGAAGAGGAGGUGCUGCAGUCUGCGGGCCUAGAUGCAUAUGUGUUCAUGUCUUUCUUCAAGUUUGCGAUCCGAUUUCUUCUGGCUGUCUUUAUCUUCGCUGUUGCCAUCAUCCUCCCUAUGCACUACAAAUACACCGGCCAAUAUGGAGUUCCUGGCUGGGAUAACGUCCCCGGCAAUGAUACCAUGAGUUCACUUGGUGGAAUCGAAAAAGAAAAGCCAGUUACAGACCCUGGAUAUCUUUGGAUAUACGUACUGUUCGCAUAUGUCUUCAGUGGCUUGGCCAUCUACAUGCUUCUUGACGAGACAAAAGUAAUUAUUCGCACUCGGCAAUCCUAUCUCGGGAAUCAGACAAGCACCACUGAUCGCACCAUUCGUCUGUCCGGAAUCCCGAAUGACUUGGGAACCGAAGAUAAGAUCAAAGAAUUCGUGGAAGGCCUGCGAGUCGGCAAAGUGGAGAGUAUCACGGUGUGCCGAAAGUGGCGGGAGCUGGACGAAUUGAUCGACGAGAGAAUGAAAGUCAUUCGUGAACUUGAGAGAGCAUGGACAAAACAUAUGGGAUACAAGCGACCAAAGAACGAUGGAAAUACAUUGCCGCUGACGGAGCAACAACCCCGUGAUGCAGACGAUGAACGGUCCGGACUCCUGUCCGGACACGAGAACGAGCAUGUCUCGGAGUAUUCGAAUGAAAGACCCAAGACUCGUAUCUGGUAUGGUCCAUUGAAGCUUCGUUUCCGGAUGAUCGAUGCAAUCGAUUACUAUGAGGAGAAGCUACGGAAGAUUGAUGAACAUAUCAAAAACGCCCGAGAGAAAGAAUAUCCUACUACCGAGAUUGCUUUCGUCACGAUGGAGUCAAUCGCCGCGUCUCAAAUGCUUGUUCAAGCGAUCCUUGAUCCACACCCAAUGCAGAUGUUCGCUCGACUUGCACCGGCGCCGGCAGAUGUUAUUUGGAAAAACACUUACUUGUCGCGUACUCGACGAAUGGUUCAGUCAUGGUCCAUCACCAUGGUCAUUGGAUUCCUCACCGUGUUUUGGUCUGUGCUCUUGGUUCCUAUUGCCUCAUUGCUGGAGCUGAAGACACUUGAGACGAUUGUCCCUCGGCUGGCAGAAUUCCUCCAGGAACAUCCGAUCGUCAAGUCGUUGGUUCAGACCGGAUUGCCUACCCUCGCAUUCUCGCUGUUGACAGUAGCUGUGCCUUAUCUCUAUGAGUGGCUCUCGAACAACCAAGGAAUGGUGUCACGUGGGGAUGUUCAGCUCUCCGUGAUCUCCAAGAAUUUCUUCUUCUCGUUCUUCAAUUUGUUCCUUCUGUUCACUGUGUUUGGAACAGCGAGUGGCUUCUAUGGGUUCUGGGAAAGUCUUCGGGAUGCAUUUAAAGAUUCUACAACAAUUGCCCUCGCAUUGGCCAAUUCCCUCGAAGGCCUGGCUCCAUUCUACAUCAACCUGUUGAUUCUGCAGGGAUUGGGCCUUUUCCCCUUCCGACUCCUCGAAUUCGGAAGUGUCGCACUCUACCCCUUCCAAUUCCUAUCAGCACGCACGCCACGGGAAUAUGCGGAGCUGUCAACUCCUCCCAAGUUCAGCUACGGUUUCUCCAUCCCGCAAACCAUCUUGAUAUUAGUCAUCUGUGUGGUUUACAGUGUGUUCCCGAGCUCGUGGCUGAUCUGCCUAUUCGGGCUGAUCUACUUCACAGUCGGCAAAUUUAUCUACAAAUACCAACUGCUAUAUGCCAUGGAUCACCAGCAACAUUCCACUGGCCGCGCGUGGCCGAUGAUUUGCAAUCGCGUGUUUGUGGGGCUGUUGGUUCAUCAGCUGGCCAUGAUUGGUGUUCUGGCUCUGCGCCGAGCUAUCACGCGGUCGCUACUCCUGGUGCCACUUCUAGGCUUCACCGUUUGGUUUUCAUACUGGUUUGGGCGUACAUACGAGCCCCUGAUGAAGUUCAUUGCCCUCAAGAGUAUCAAUCGGGACCAGCCGGGUGGUGGCGACAUCUCCCCCUCGCCUUCAUCGACCUUCUCACCGCCAUCAGGCCUAGAUCGCGAUAGCUUUCCGAUACGCAUUGGCGGACAUGACCUCGAUUUGCGGCUGAGGAAGUACGUCAACCCGAGCUUGAUUAUCCCGUUGGAUGCUGCCUGGCUCCCUGGUCCCAACCCCGCUCGAGGCAACGGAAACGGCGCGUCCGCGCUGGACGUCCAUCCGACACAGAGCGUUUGA